AUGAACAAUCCAUCCCCUCUUCUUGCUUACAAGAUUGAUCAUCGGCUCGAGCAACAACCAGAUGCGAAAGGCUUGACGGUCAAAGUCGAAACAGAGAUAAUCCGAGCCCGACAUGAGUGUGAUCCCAAAAAGAGUUCUUUCUCUUUCUCAUCGCACGAAUUCAUCAAGGAAGAUUACAACUCUUUGAACAAAGAAAAACUUUAUUAUUUCCUUAUAGAAGCUGGAAUCGAAGAGGAUAAUGAUGCUCAAUUAUGUUGGAAGUAA
This is a messenger RNA of Eutrema salsugineum, 264 nucleotides long. RefSeq lists its product as uncharacterized. The record is from RefSeq and is a predicted model, not a curated record. The transcript has a single exon. The coding region runs from base 1 to 264 and encodes 87 amino acids. Lineage: Eukaryota; Viridiplantae; Streptophyta; Magnoliopsida; Brassicales; Brassicaceae.